Melanotaenia boesemani (Boeseman's rainbowfish) is the source of this 1850-nucleotide messenger RNA. It is a transcript of the gene rsu1, whose product is annotated as Ras suppressor protein 1. Lineage: Eukaryota; Metazoa; Chordata; Actinopteri; Atheriniformes; Melanotaeniidae. Bases 125 to 958 code for a protein of 277 amino acids. The transcript is spliced from 9 exons. Gene Ontology annotation, molecular function: protein binding. The record is from RefSeq and is a predicted model, not a curated record.
UCUGUCAACCCGACUUCCGGUCGGUUUGGCUCCAGAGGGGAAGUCAGGGGUCUGAAUCCGGAAGUCUGACAGUUUGUGUCAGAUCGCUGUGUCCUCGCGGAGCUGAUCGCUGUUUUCCAGGAACAUGUCCAAGUCUCUGAAGAAGAUAGUGGAGGAGAGUCGAGACAAGAACCUCCUGGAGGUGGACCUGUGCGAUAGGGGCAUCGCCAACAUGCUGGACAUCCCGGGACUGUUCACCCUGUCUAACAUCACCCAGCUGGUCCUCAGCCACAACAAGCUCACAGCUGUUCCUGCCAACAUCUCUGAGCUGAAGAACCUGGAGGUCCUGAACAUGUUCAACAACCAGAUCGAAGAGCUUCCCACUCAGAUCAGCAGCCUGCAGAAGCUGAAGCACCUCAACCUCGGGAUGAACCGACUCAACAGCUUGCCCAGAGGAUUCGGUUCAUUACCUGCUCUGGAGGUCCUGGACCUGACCUACAACAACCUGAACCAGAGCUCCCUGCCUGGAAACUUCUUCUACCUCACCACUCUUCGAGCUCUGUACCUGAGUGACAACGACUUUGAGGCUCUUCCUGCGGACAUUGGAAAGCUGACCAAGCUACAGAUACUGAGUCUCAGAGAUAAUGAUCUGACCCUGCUGCCGAAGGAGACCGGGGAUUUGGCUCAACUCAAAGAACUUCACAUCCAGGGCAACAGGCUGACCGUGUUACCCCCUGAACUCGGUAAUCUGGAUCUGACCGGUCCGAAGCAGGUGUUCAAAGCAGAGAACAACCCCUGGGUCACUCCCAUCGCAGACCAGUUCCAGCUUGGCGUCUCCCAUGUUUUUGAAUAUGUUCGCUCAGAGACGUACAAGUACCUCUACGGCCGACACAUGCAGGCUAACCCUGAGCCUCCGAAGAAGAACAAUGACAAGAGUAAGAAGAUCAGCCGUAAACCGCUGGCCGCCAAGAACAAGUGAAGAGGGGAGGGUGGAACCCAACGUUUGCUUCCCAGCCAAACUCACUGCAUGUGCCUUUUCCUUAUUUUAUAUUAUGUGUACAGUUAAGAAGCGAGCUUCUGCAUAUGUACUUUUUAAUACUACAUGGACUCAGUCCAGCUGAAUAUUAGUUUUAACACGUUGUAGUUUGAGUUCUUCUGUUCCUCACAUCAGACAUGGAGGUUGUACCUGGAUGAAGACCAGCUUAGAGCUCAUUUAGACUUCUACAUGCUGCUGGACUUCACAAAAUCCCUGAUGCUGUUUUCACACAUGAACACUGGAGAUCUUCAGGAGAAAGUCCAGACCCUUCAUCUGGUUUUCACUGUAGCUGUUGAGCUGGAAACGGGCUCUCCUGGCUGGUAACGUGAGGGAAGAGGGGUCUGCAGCGGUCAGCAGGAGGCUGAUCAUGCCUACGAAGUGUAAGGUUGCAGCUCCAGAACAUGUAGAACAUGUCAGGACUCCAGGUCACGUGUGAAAGCAGCUUACGUUAAGCUGAGUGGGGCUUUUUCUCAUGAAGAAGGCGUAGGAUGGACCGGGCUUCACUUCUGUUGUCAUUAAAUCAGAGUCCCAUCCAGCUGGUGUGGCCCGGAGGUCACCGUCCCAUCAAGUCCACAGCAGAGAAAGAUUGUUGGGAUCAGAGUGAGGAAGCAGGUUCAGGGAUUGUUUACGUCCAGAUUCCUUUCACUUUAUCUUGUUUCUAACUAUGUGUGCCUUAAGUUUCACUUUAUAUCUGAGUUAUUUUUCCAGUAUUUAAAGAAGUAUCGUCACAUUUCAGCAUGAUGCAAAAAUAACUGAUGUAAGCCACGUUUUAAAGUCCUCUCUUUAUUGAACCUUUAAAAUAAAGCAAGUAUCUGAUGUUUAACAUUUUCAAAGA